Molecule: messenger RNA, 5221 nt
Organism: Paramuricea clavata
Lineage: Eukaryota; Metazoa; Cnidaria; Anthozoa; Malacalcyonacea; Plexauridae
Source: the annotation of a GenBank genome assembly
AUGAGGUGUGUUUGUCUUUUCGUCUUGUUUUUCGCAGCACAAAAUGUGUUUGCAGAAGAUGAUGAGUGGGUUACUAUGAAGAAAAAAGAUCUAUGCCCAGCUUUACAGGAGGAAACAUUCUGUACAGAUAACCUGAUCAAUUUUGACGACGUCGCUGAAAGUAUUAAAAAGUUGGGUAAAGAAGACACGAUAUCUGAUGACCAAGUCGACACCGGUGAAGAUGCAUCGAAAUGUGGUGAUCCUCUCAAGAAAGCAUUAUGCUCAAAAGAUGCAAGUCCGUUGUGUUUAGAAGAUCGAACAUCUGGUGAUGACAGUGCCGAAAGACGUGUGUGUACCGAGCUUUACGAAACAUGCCCGUCUAUUUCAGGUCAACAAAGUUUGAAUUACACUGAGGAAUGUGCGAGAUAUUUGAAAAGAGAGUUUUCCGAUCUGACAUGCGAGACUGUUAAAGAUUUCAAGGAAGGUGGUUGUCCUCAACCUACAAAAAAAGUAAGUUUACCAAUGUCAAAGCAAGGCUAUAGACUUCGCGUGGUUUUGCGUUCAGAUAAAGUAUUUGCAGUGAUAUGAGCACGUUUUUCUCGACGAAAUGCCGGUCCGGCAGGUCUGUCUGGCAACGUUUUGCUUCAGAGCAUGCCUUGUCGUCGGUUCAAACAAUUGCUAUUUUUAAACAAGGCAAAUUAAUUGCUUAUUACCGGUAUGUAUAACCUCAGCAUGACAUCUGCUAACAAGUAGAAACAUUUUUACUAGUUUCUCCUCAGCUUGUUCAUCAUUACACGGUAAAGUGAAUGUCUCCGAACUGCUGAGCACGUCUUACUCGUUUUCCUGCCGCCUAAGUUUUUUCUUCGGCUUUUCUGCACUGACAUGCAUGAGGAGCCUUUAAUUUCAACACAAGGUUUCCGAAAAGGUCUAAUUGCUUUCUCGGUUUCAUGCCAGAUAUUUAAUAUUCGAUUCAAAACAUGCUUAAUACUGUCGACAUGAGUUAUAUUAGAGCAAUAGGUGGUCUCAACCUCGUGCAUGAUCUUUCACUGCAUUCCAACUCAAUAUUUUACGUUCUUCUAUACGAUGCAUAUAAAUUUGACUGUUUUUUACUGUCUUCGUUUCCGAAAGAAAUGUAAGUGCUUUUGUCUGAGUAAAUCCGCUAAGCAAACAAAUAUCUAAGCUGUAUUGGCUUUGAAACUGUUUGAUUUUGUCUUUAUUUAUUCUUUAGUCUUUGCCGCCUUAACUGACUCAGUCAAGUACUAGCACUUCAAUUAACUAGCCUCACCCGAGCCGAGUCAGUACCCCCAAACUUGACAGUUCUUAUGAGUCCUUCAAAACUUAGAAUUUACCAAUACACAGAAUUCCUACUGUGAUCACAGAAACUUUGACAUGCAGCCCGUGUAAACCAGCCUUAAAGAGCACCAACAAAAGGAAAAACUCUAUAACAUUGUGAUCAUGUUAUACAUAGUUUAAUUAGAAUGACCCACGCAAUAUCACAGCAAGAUAUUGAUUAUUGACUGAUCUAUUGUUAAUAUUCACUGUGGUGAGGAGCAGUCGCUGUCAGGCUCUUGUGGCACCUUGAAUGUUUGAGUGCAUGGCGUGUAUAUUGCCAGUUCUAAAAUCUUCUCCCUAAAGGUCCAGUAAGGAUCGUCCUUAUAUUGGGCCAGUGUUACCAGCUACAGGAGGAAACCUUAACUAAACCACAUGCGCUGAUGUGCAUAAUCUCAGGAACAUCUUUUCCGUUUGAAAAUUCCGGAUCGUUUCAGUAAAUUUCUCAUACAAAACAUACCUGGCAUUUCACAAUUGACGUUCUUCCAACCAAAGAGAAGGAAAGACAACAGUAAAAUUUCAUUCCUUAGCUUGGCACCAUAUUGAAUUUGACAGCCACGUAGCCGACGCAGAAGUGUCUAACUGUCUGCGGAAAAAAAUUGUGGUGGUGCCACUGAAUUUAACUUGAUGCCUGCAUAUUUUUUCCUAGAUGCCAGAAGUCUACAUUCAAGCCUACAAGAUACAGUCCGACACCUUUAAACCGCUGAGAGAUCUUCUUGAUGACGCUAACACUUUGCUCGAUGUUGUCUGGGACUCAGACUGUUUGAAAACCGUCCGUGAGCUACCGUGUAUGCCCAUCUACUGCUCCGAAACUGAUGAAAAUAUUGUUGAGAUAAAAAAUAAGAGGAAAGAUUGCAAUAGAGCUAUGGAAUGGUAUGUCAAACGCUGAGCUCAUAAAAUGUCUGGAUAGACCUGCCUUUUACUCAUACUUUGAUUUUAGGCCAUAUUACGCAAUCUUUUCACAAAAAUAACACUUUGCAGUGAUAUAUGUCGUGAUUGGCUGAUUGUCUGAAACGCGUUGCAAAGAAAUACACCCUUCUGGAAAGUACGUCACUUUGGCUACAAAGCCUCGUUUUCGUGUCCACACGUAAAAAUCUCGCACGUUAAUGGACCUUUCCCUUUAUAACUAAAAUUUCGAUCUAGACAAAAAUUUCAUCACAGCUUGAAAGAACAUCACAAAAUUAGUAAUAUUCCAAAGUUUUGUUGUAAAAUCUUGUAAAAUGCGGAUAAUAUAGCCUUGCGAAGUUUGCCAUUUUUCAGUCAUUUUGUAUUACAAACGGGAAAUUGACAUCCGAUUCGGGUGUUGGGGCUGCAAUUUCCCGUUUGUAAUGCAAAAUAACUGAAAAUUGCGAACUUCGCAAGGCUCUAUUUUCCUCAUUUUACAACAUUUCGCAACGAAACUUUGGAAUAUUACUAAUUUUGUGAUGCUCUUUCAAGCUGUGAUGAAAUAUUUGUUUAGACUUGCCUAGAUCAAAAUUUUGGUUAUAAGGGGAAAGAUCUAUUAACUUGUCAACAAAAUGUUUCACAACAGGUUUGUAGCAAGCUUGUCAACAAGUUGUAACAAUGCUGUUAUUUUAUCAAGUUGCUACAAGGUUGUCACUCACAACUUGUUGAUAAAUUGUUGAAUUUCAGGGUGAUCGAACAAAUUGUAACAAAUCUGUUGUGCUCAACAAUUAACCUUGUAGCAGUUAAGUUAUCAACAACUAGCCGUUGACAACUUUUUAACAAGCAGUGCGAACACAUCCUGUGGACAAGUUGUUGGAACAGCAUUGCUAUGCAAUUCUGCUGCAGGUCUGUUACAACUUGUGCGUGUUUACGUGUGUACCUGACAUUGUACCUGGCUCUACAGCCAAGAUGACGUAUUUCCGGAACGGGAGGGGUCAAAUUUGAUUGGACGACGGUCCUGUUGCCCUUGUAUAACAUGGCCUUUAUUAAACUUCCCUUUCAAUUUUUCACAGUGUUUCAAAAUCGACGAAGAGGUUGGACUUUUUGAAAGGAGAGUUCGAGAGUUGGAGAGAUAAACUACGCGAUGCUAUCAAAGAUAGUUGUGAAUCAGUCAUUGAAGGUUUUGAGGAUCUGACCAACCCUUCCAAGAUAAAAGGCGGAGUCUCGACCGUACAAUUUUCUAUCUCUUUAACCUUACUGGCUGUACUGCUUUGCUUGAAAAUAUUUUGAUAGCCAUGUAUUCAUAACACUACAUGUUCUAGAGAAUAAUGCAUGCUCGUAAUGAUAUUUUUAAUUUCUUAAUUUCUAAUGCCAACUCACUAUAGGAACUGUCUCAUUUCCAGUCGCUGGAGAGAUGAAUGAAAAAAAAAAUGCUGAAAUUUAGGGAGAAGUCGUGUAAACUCGUUUGCCGUAUACCUUUCAUUUCCGCGCUUUGAACCGUACACAGUUUUCUAAAUUACUAAUAUUCUCUAAGGCCGAAACGACUGGGAGAAGUCAGACCUAGAACAUAUAAGCUAGCUGCACAGUUAUGUAACUUAGCUCGCACAAGUCAGUGAAAUUCCGGUAGUCUCAAAGACUCAUUCCUGCAUAUUAAUUUUCGAAGACUUUUCAAAGACCUUUGAAAGAAAUAAUGUACAUGAGCGCCAUUUUUUCCCGGUAGUUAGUCCUGCCACAUAAUCACAUCUUCUCGGAAAUCCAUUGCUAUAAUUUAUCUAUUUUAUUAAGAAAGAAUUGAAAGACUUUUGAAGAUUUUCUUUGCUUUUUUAUAUAAUUCAAAGACCUUUCAAAGACCUUAAAAACACACAGAUUUAUUGACCGCUACCGCGCUACGAACCUUUGUCUUAGAACUAUAAUAUAGUCUGUAGAAAUUAACUGGCUUUGACUGUAAAUGCGCACGAAAUUUCAGUUUGCAUAGAUUUAGUUAUAAGCACAUUUUGUACUUUCUAAUUAAUAAUAAAUGUAACCUCUAAUAUAUUUAUCGCGUUCUUUGUUCUCUGUUUGAUUGAGUGGAUUCCGCAUGAUUUAUCGAACCGAACACAACACAGCACAGCACAACCACAGAAUAGGAAGGUACCGGCAGCAGAAGCGUAUUAAACUCUAGUCGUUUCCCUUAUUGUUUUACGUCCACGAAAAUUUUAACUCGCUCACGCCAAUCCACGAUAUCCUGGCUAGUACAACCGGAAGUUUUUAUCGGGUCAAAAUUUGGUAGGUACAAAGUGCCGGCAUGUACUAGCCAGGAUGGCGUGAUUGGUGACGAAUCGCUUGUAAAAACGCGGACAAAUAUUUGCUUGAGUUACGCUUCUGCUGUACCUUCCUAUUCUGUGGCACAACACUCUGAACCUCUGACUCUGAACACUGCUUGCGCAGGCUUAAUAAACUUCAAAUCAGUGACGUCACAAUACCCUGGUGCUCCAUUUUGGUGAAAUUGGCCACUGAACAUCCAAUAACUAGAUGCAGCAACUUUCAUGAAAGUGGCCUCAGCUCGCAUUUCAAGUCCAAGAAAAUAUCACAAAAAAGAAAAAUGGAGCAACUUACUCAAAGGCCAGUCUUUUUAUAUCCAUUUACCAUAUUCUCAGAAGACACAAAAAUUGGAAAAAAGAUUAAACAAUUUUGGAGCAGUAAGUAGGUUUGAUGAUUUACUCAUGUUUGAAGAAAGACCACUAGCUUUUCCUAUCACUAAUUAAUAUCGCGUAUAGCCAUGUUAUGGUAAUCAAAAUGAUUGCACAGAGUGUUUCGAGGAGUUGCAACGUGUUUAUUUGCAGUUGUUGUUGUUGUUGGUGUUGGUGGUGCUGUUGGUGGUGCUGUUAUUGCUGUUGUUGUUACUGCUGUUGCUAUUGUUGUUGCUGCUGUUGCUGCUGCUGUUGUUACUGCUGUUUCUGUUUCCGUUGUUGUUGUUGUUGUUGUUGUCGUUGUCGUUUUCGUUGUCGUUGUCGUUGUCGUUGUUGUUAUUGUUGUUGUUGUGUCGUAA